CCUGAUUCAGUUUAAUCAGUGUUACACAGCAAGCAGAGGAGGGGAGGGAUGAGGGAUAGAUGGGGAGGGGAAUGCUGUAGGCGUGUAGAGAAAGGAAGAGAUGAAAAUAAAAAUUUAAGCCGACAGGAGCAGUCAUCAGAGUGCAGUCUCUGCCCCAGCUAUUUGAGGAUCUGUUCAGAAUGUGCUUUGAUCAUCAUUAUAUUUAUUCUUUUUCAUUUAAAUGUAGCAAUUAAUAUUUCACAACAUGAUUUGUUUGUCAAGAUGCAUUCGGGUCAGCUUCUGGCUUCAGCUUUGUUUCUGCUUCAUUUGCAUGUGCGGUUCUUUCGGUGAAGUGCGUUAUUCAGUUCCAGAGGAGAUGCAGCGAGGCUCUGUCAUCGGCAAUGUGGCGAGAGAUUUGGGAAUAGAUGAGACUGAGCUUGUGAGGCGCAAUGCUCGAGUUGUUGCUGAGGGGAGCCGACAGUUUUGUGAGCUGAACACAGAAACAGGCUCUCUGUUGGUGAGCGAGCGAAUGGACCGUGAGGAGCUUUGUGCACAGUCUGUGUCGUGUGUCCUACAAUUCCAGCUGCUUCUGGAAAAUCCACUCAAAGUGUACAGUCUCCUCUUAGACAUUCAGGACAUCAACGAUAACAGUCCAGCAUUUGAUAACGGUCAGACUGAGCUGGAACUACUGGAGUCAACAGUCCUGGGAAGGCGUUUUCCACUUGAAAGUGCUCACGAUCCUGACAUAGGAGCUAAUUCAGUUCAGCAUUAUCAACUCAGUGAGAAUGAAUAUUUUGCUUUGGAGAUGAAUACCCAGGUGGACAGAAAUGCAUAUCCUGAAUUGGUCCUUAAAAAGCCUUUGGAUCGAGAAAACCAAGCUGAUCACUUUCUGACUCUAAGUGGAGUGGAUGGUGGCCGACCUUUUCGUUCUGGAACAGCGUCAAUUCACAUUCACGUGUUGGAUGCCAAUGAUAACGUUCCUGUGUUUGGUCAAAGUGUGUACAAAAUCAGAGCACAGGAAAAUUCAGUUCGAGGCACUGUGUUGGUCAAAUUGAAUGCAACAGAUUUAGACAGCGGGAUUUACGGGGAAAUUAGUUACUCUUUCAGUCACGUGCCUGAUAAGACGAGGGGGGUUGUGAAGGUCGACCAUGUGACGGGUGAGGUGAAGGUCACGGGUGAGUUGGAUUAUGAGGAAGCCAGUUCUCACGAGCUGGAUGUACAAGCCAAAGAUGGGGGCGGACAGUCAUCACACUGUAAACUCAUUAUAGAUGUGAUAGAUGUGAAUGACAAUGCACCUGUUAUUGCAGUUAAAUCAAUUUCAGCUACUGUGCCAGAAGAUGCUUCACCUGGGACCAUGGUGGCAUUGCUGCAUGUUUAUGACCUUGAUACUGGCACAAGUGGACGGGUCACAUGUGAAAUAUCCAGUGAUGUGCCAUUUAAACUUGUGUCAGAGGUAAAGAAUUACUUUAUGCUUGUGAUUGAUGGAGUUUUAGACCGGGAAAAGUGUCCUCACUAUAACAUAACCGUGACUGCUGUGGAUGCUGGCACACCCCCUUUAUUCAGCAGUAAAACUGUAGCCAUAACAGUCACAGACAUUAAUGAUAAUCCUCCUAUUUUUAGACACAGCGACUACAGCAUCAAAUUUUCAGAGAAUCAGCCUCAAGGAACCCCAGUUAUUAAAGUCGGAGCUGAUGAUGCAGAUGAAGGACAAAAUGCUAGAAUCCUGUAUUCUAUUUCAGAAGAUGCAGUCUCUCAUCUUUCCAUUAACUCAGAAACUGGUGAGAUGUUUACUCUGCACCCCUUUGAUUACGAAACGUCCACUCACUUCCAUGUUCGAGUUAUGGCACGUGAUGAAGGCAGGCCGUCGUUCACUAGCACGUGUACUGUCCAGAUUUUUAUUGCAGAUCAGAACGACAAUGCUCCGGUUGUUCUUUACCCAGUUCAGUUUGAUGGGUACCUUGCACAUGACAUUGUGCCUCGAGCUGCUCCUGCAGGUUAUCUGGUCACCAAAGUGAUUGCGGUUGAUGCAGAUGCAGGUCACAAUGCAUGGCUGUCCUAUCGAAUUGUAAAAGCCACAAAGUCUAAUUUGUUUACCAUUGGACUGCACUGUGGGGAAAUUAGGACACUAAGGCUGUUUGCAGAAGAUGAUGAAAUCAAACAAACCUUGAUAGUCUCUGUAAGCGAUAAUGGGCUUGAGUCUUUGUCUACAACUGCAACUGUCAAUAUUAUGAUAGAAGACGGCUUGCCUAUCAUCGAUGAGCUCUUUGCACGUGGCACAGAUGAAUCACAUGGAAACAGUGACCUUACUUUAUAUUUAAUAAUGGCCCUGGCAGGCAUGUCUAGUCUUUUCCUUGUGCUCAUCAUUGCCGUGGUCUAUAUGAGAUUAUGUAGAUACCGAUACAUCUACCGUUCAACUGCAAACUUACCUGUUUUUCCUCCUACCUAUGGGCCACCUGGCUACUCUGACGUUAGCCGCUUCAAUACUCUGCAGAAAGAUGAUCGAUAUAACUCAUUCUUAACCACAGGCUCAUGGAAAGGGGACUUCAGAUUUGGUUCUGACUUUGUUGAUUUGGACAUGCUCAAUAAGAGAGGGACAUCGUUGCAUGUGAGUGGCUGCAGUGUCACACGUGCAAAGCUCUUAGUGCCACAUAAACUCUAACCCAGAUGGUUUGACCCUGACAAUCACACAGAAAAUCCUUAUCAACAAAUAGGACUGAUAAGCCUGAAAAAAUGUUCAUUAUUAUAAUGCACAUCCUCAGUGAGUCCCUCACUAUUAUGUUGUAUGUCCUGUUCUGCUUUGAUUUUGCAUGUGACAAGAUUUAUUUUACACAGUUUGUAAAAACGUCUAAAAAGAUAUUUUUAUUGUAUGUUGAUCUGUUUUAAAUGUUUAUGUGUACACACAGUUAAAAAAAUCCAUUAAAUAUUUGUAUAUUUUAAAUUUACUGUAAAAAAAAAAAUGGUAGCAACAUUUUAGGUUUACGGAUUUAAAUUAAAUUUACAUUUAAAUACCAUAAUAUAUGUAUUUAUACCAUGGUAUAAUACAAUAAUGUUAAUAUACCAAUCUUUUGAAUUACUGAAAUUUUAGUACCUUUGUAGUACACUGAUAACCACCAAAAGCAGGUGGUGAUGAGAAAGUCACAUGAUAAACCAAAGUAAUCAGAAACAGCUUUUAAAUACUAACAUAUAGAAGGUGUCAUACUCGAACACUAAACACCAUGUGGACACACAUGAAACUGAAAUAAUGCAAUAAACAUUAAUUUAACAACAUUAGAUGUAAAAAUAAAUCAUAAUGUACACAACUGAUAUGGAAAAAAACAACUAAGAAACGGUUAUUAAAAAAAUAAAUAAAUAAAAUGUAAAAUAUAACGUAGGGAAUUCUGGGAAUAUAGAUUUACGGAUAUUCACUGUAAAUUAUACAUUCUUUUUCACCUCCAAAAACAGCAUACUACCGUAAAAUUACAUGUAAUAUCCAAUUCUGUUUUUCACCUUAAAUAGGGUAGCAUUUUUACAGUCUUGCUGUUAAAGUGUGUGUACACCACCAGUCAAAAGUUUUUGAACAGUAAGAUUGUUAAUGUUUUUUAAAGGAGUCUCUUCUGCUCAUUAAGCCUGCAUUUAUUUGAUCCAAAGUACAACAAAAACAGUACAAUUUUGACACAUUUUUGCUAUUUAGUCUUCAGUGUCACAUGAUCCUUCAGAUAUCAUUUUACAUUUAGUCAUUUAGCAGACACUUUUAUUCAAAGUGACUUACAAAUGAGGACAAUGGAAGCAAUCUAAAUCAAAAAAAGGGCAAUGAUAUGCAAGUGCUAUGACAAGUCUCAGUUAGCCUAAUGUAGUACACGUAGCAAUAGUGAGUGCUUUUUUUAUUAUUAUUAUUUUUGCUAAUUAUAAUAAAUAAAAAGAAAGCAAAUAGAUAGAAUAGAGAAAUCGAGAAAGAUAGUGUUAGAGGCCUUUUUUUAUAAAGAAAACAAGCAGUUAGAAAACAAAUAGUGGAAGUUUUAAAAGGGUCAAGGAUUUUUUUUUUUUUAAGAAUAGAAUUAGAAUAGAGAGUGCUACAGUUACUCAUUUAUUGAUUAGUCAUUUGCUGUUCAAGAAACUAUUAUUAUCAUUGUUGUUGUUGUUGUUGUUAUUAUUAUUAUUAUUAUUAUUAUUAUUAUUAAAACAGGUGUGUGUGUGUGUGUGUGUGUGUGUGUGUGUGUGUGAAUAGAAAGAUCCAAAGAUCAGGAUUUAUGUGAAAUAAAAAGCUGCAUUACACACUACACCAUUCAAAA
This is a messenger RNA of Labeo rohita (rohu), 4247 nucleotides long. RefSeq names its product protocadherin gamma-A12. Gene Ontology annotation, cellular component: plasma membrane. The record is from RefSeq and is a predicted model, not a curated record. Gene Ontology annotation, molecular function: calcium ion binding. Lineage: Eukaryota; Metazoa; Chordata; Actinopteri; Cypriniformes; Cyprinidae. Gene Ontology annotation, biological process: homophilic cell-cell adhesion. The coding region runs from base 245 to 2638 and encodes 797 amino acids. The transcript has a single exon.